Rhododendron vialii is the source of this 2331-nucleotide messenger RNA. RefSeq names its product putative transcription factor bHLH041. The record is from RefSeq and is a predicted model, not a curated record. NCBI's taxonomy places the organism in Eukaryota, Viridiplantae, Streptophyta, Magnoliopsida, Ericales, Ericaceae. Bases 201 to 1799 code for a protein of 532 amino acids. The transcript has 7 exons. Gene Ontology annotation, molecular function: protein dimerization activity.
UGCACCGAACAUCUUUCUCUCUCUCUCUGUCCUUCACUUUUUCAAGCUCCUAUUAACCAAACACAACUCUCUCUCUCUCUCUCUCUCUCUCUCUCUCCCACAUAGUUGGUGUCUAUAUGUCUAUGUCAUGAGCACUUAAGGAGAGGGAGAGGGGUUGGAGAGAGAUCUUGCCUUAUGCCUACAUAAAUCUAUGCAUAUGCAUGGACUCCAUCUUCCAACUUGAUGAUGGAGGCCGUGCCACCUUUCUCCAACACAUGCUCCACUCUUUUGCCUCCACUUAUAUCUGCCUCUGGUCUUACAUACCCCAACCAUCCAGUUGUUUGAUCUCCACGGACGGAUUGUACAUUGGAGAAAACAACCAACCCAGCUCCUCCUCUGGAACUGGAAGUCGUGCUCGGAGGUUAUUCGAUGAAUAUCGACAAGGGUUAUUCGUUCUUGGAAAUGAUCAGUAUGGCACAAAUUAUUGGAAAAUAAACAAUGUCUCUCCGCAAAUAUAUAAACGCAUAAUGGAAUUGGGUUGUUGCUUUGGUUAUUAUUUCAGCCGGGUUCCGGGACUUGCCUUCAGGAAUGGUGUUCCAUACAUGGAGCUCAAGGAAUUGGACCUCCUAAGUCUAGCAUCUAUUGAACCACAGCUGCAAUUCUAUCAGGAAGCUAGGAUUAAGACUGCAAUAUUUAUGGGGUGCAAUAUUGGAGAGAUUGAGCUAGGCUUCUCUAAUGAUACUCAAGUUAACUUGGAAAUGGAGAUGAGGAGCUGGUUCCCAGACGAUUUCUCUCGACAAUUAGCAGUACCACCGAUAGAGCUCCCUCCAACGGAUCAACCCCGGCCCUCAUCGUCUUCAUCCUCUUUGAGAUCACUAUCCAUGGGCAGUCCCGAGGCGUCGCCCUUCCUAUUCAACAUCCCAAGUACCCCUUCCUCUCUCCUAGGACCACCCAUCGAACCUUCCAAUAUUGGCCAAGUAGUGAGACCUUUAUCUAGCUCAACUAGUCCUCUUCCCCAAGCCUUCAUCCAAUUCCCCUCUAUUCAAUUCCCUACACCCGAAACCACAGCAACAACAACGACAGAAGCCGGCACAAGCCAAAAGCCAAGUGCAUUCAAGAGAUUUCGAUCAGCUUUAGGCCCUUCAACCAUGACUAUUACGGCUGGAGUUAGAAAGCCGAACAUCCAGAAACGAGCAAUCACGUUCUUUAGAAGCUUGAGUUUGAUGAGAAUCCAAGGACGAGCGCAAGGAAGCCGACCCAUGUCAAGCACUCAGCUGCACCACAUGAUAUCUGAGAGAAAGAGGAGAGAGAAACUUAAUGAGAGCUUUCAAGCAUUGAGAUCACUUCUUCCUCCGGGAACAAAGAAAGACAAGGCAUCGGUGCUUGCUAGCACGACGGACUACUUAGCUUCUUUGAAAGCACAAGUCGAAGAGCUUAAUAAAAGAAAUAGAGAUUUGGAAGAGAGAGUACAACUUUUGGCUAAAAAAAAAGAUCAUGAUCAAGAAGUGAGUCUCUCCCCAGAUCAAAGGCUAGAUGUUCGGAUCACACACGAAGCCGAAUCAACAUCACAAGCCCGUAUUAUUGGGCUGCAAGUGGUUUUGAGUGGAGAAUGCAAUGUGAUGGAUUUGGUGACCAGGAUACUGGAAUUUUUGAGACGAGUUGAGAAUGCGAGCUUAUUGUCUGUGGAGGCAGAUGCCCAAGUGGUUGAUUCAAAUCCUAUCAACAUUGUGAGGUUGAGAUUGAGAAUUGAGGGAGGUGAAUGGGACGAAUCUGCCUUCCAAGAAGCCGUGAGGAGAGUGGUAGCUGACAUGUCACAGUGACGGUUGGACCCAUCUGGCGCUCGACAUGUGGCAUCAUAUAUAAAGGAAAGAAUUUUCAUCCAUGGACCACAUUGUAUAAGUCGUUGGCAGUUCACCUUAAUUUUUCCACUUAUCAUGAUUCAACUCGCAAUUUUGAAAGUGAUCGAAGGGAGGAGCAAGUAUGGUUGCAUAGCGGGAACUAAUUAUUAUUUUAGUAUUUCGUCACUGAACUGGUCAUAGAAAGUAUACGGAGAGACGUGAUUUUUCGAGAUCGAGUGAAUUUUGCCAACACAUUUUAUGAAACCAUGUCUACCCAUUUACUUUACGUGAUCAUAUUUUUGUAGCUGAUUUCUAAUUUGUUGGAGUUCUUUUCAAUUUUUUUAGCUUGAAUUGUAGUGGUAUUGUAUUUCUUAAAAUAUACUGUAGUACAAUGAGUUUUUGGGUUGUGAUGAUGGAGACUUGUAUUGAUCAUAGGGGUGAAGCACCAUGAUUCACUGUGGAGUGCUAACAAAUGGUCAUAUUUCUUGAACGGAAUAUAAUGUUUUGCCCUUAA